Messenger RNA from Dinoponera quadriceps, 6041 nucleotides. RefSeq names its product ATP-binding cassette sub-family C member Sur (gene Sur). NCBI's taxonomy places the organism in Eukaryota, Metazoa, Arthropoda, Insecta, Hymenoptera, Formicidae. Gene Ontology annotation, biological process: transmembrane transport. The coding region runs from base 387 to 5648 and encodes 1753 amino acids. Gene Ontology annotation, molecular function: ATP binding; ATP hydrolysis activity; ABC-type transporter activity. Gene Ontology annotation, cellular component: membrane. The transcript has 31 exons. The record is from RefSeq and is a predicted model, not a curated record.
UCGACCGUCAUCUCAGUAGCGCGGGAACCAUCGACGAGAGCGGACGUGGCUGCUGUGCCACCUGUCAGUGACGCGCACGUGGCGGUGUCGAGACGCACGAGCGGCGCUGACAGAGCCGGUCUAGUGUCAAAUGUCACGGCUCGCCGACGAGCUGCUAAUUGAGAAUCUCACGAGCUGCUAAUUGAGAAUCGUAAUUGAGGCUCGUGUGGGUGCCGAUUAAAGGGAUCGCGAAUACAGUUAUCGGCCUUGUCGUCUUCAUCGGCACGAUGGAGUCGUGAGUGUGUGAAAAGUUAAUCCGGCCCGCUGGUGCACAGAGCAGCGAUCGGCGAAUUAUAAAUGACACUUCGUGUUAAAAUUAUCGGAGGCGUUGCACGUAUGCGAUCAAGAUGGUGUUCUGCACACAGUACCGAUUUUUAUACAUGCUGUCGAGACCCGAGCAACGGAUCGCUUGGACUUGGCGGAGAAGGAACGGCACGGUGUUCGAAAUCCCGGAGAAAAAUUCGCUCACCACGGCGGAGUGUGUCGUCGAGCUGAUGAACGUGUCCGUCGCUGCUUUCACGGUGCUCGUCGCCGCGAUUUUGAUUCUCAAGUACAAAUGCGCCGGCAGCCGCGAAAAGUCUUCCAAGUCUCUCUUGCCGUUUCACACGUGCAGAACGUUACUUUGUAUGCUGCUGCUGUUGACACUUUUAUUGGAGCUAUGCGAGUCCCUACUGACGUCGAUCGUACUGUCGUCGGUCUUGACAAUAAUAGCCGUGCUAUCCUGUUGGAUAUUACAUCGAGAAACCGAGAUCAGGGAUGGUUUCGGUACCGCCAUAUCGGGCGGCGGAUUUACGAUAAUCUGCAUCACGCGAGUAUGGAAACUCUACCAUUUGCACAGAUUCAGCCUUUCCAUCGAACAUGUUCGGCUUACGACAACGGCGAUCGUUGCUUGUUGUUGUGGAUUGAUAGCCAUCAUCGAUACUUACAGUCUCUACCGUAUGAUAAGGAGAAGCCGACGUUACGUUAUUAGAAAGAACAACAACAGGCGAAAAUCGUACCGGCAAUCUGUUUCGCCGUUUCUCAGCAGAAUCACCUUCCACUGGGUAACUGACUUAUUAUGGCGCGGAUAUCGGGCGCCUUUAGAACUUCACGACCUCGGAGAGCUUCCAAAGGAAGAAUCAACGAGGAAUCAGUUCGACCGAUUCCGCAACAUUUACGAAACCGAGAAGCUGCGCUGUCGAGGACGGAAAUUAUCUUUAUGGAAAUGCUUCUGGAAGCGAAUAUGGAUAGCUUUCGCGGCGGGUGGGCUUCUGAAGCUUCUUGGAGACGCUACGACUUUAAUCGGUCCUAUGAUGAUUCCCAAAAUAAUCGAUUACGUGUCAGACCGUCAAAACAGCACCGUGUCAAGGGAAAAUCUCCCUUGGAAGAGAACCAUGACAUUUUCGGAGAUAUCGCAAAACGGAUAUUUUCUGGGGAUCGUAGUCUUCCUCGCGAUCAUCUUACAAAGCACACUAAGCCAAGCGUACACUCAUAUACUCUAUGUCGCAGGAAUACGCUUAAAAACGGCUCUUCAGGCACUCAUUUACGAUAAGGCUCUUCGGUUACCUUCUUGGAGUAUCUCGGAGGAGGAGAAGCCAUCCGACAAGGAUAAAGAGCAACACUCUCAUCCGCAGGCAGCCGACAUUGGGACCCUGACGAAUCUCAUGGCUGAAGACGCAUAUAACGUGAUGAGCUUCUUCUGGGUCGGCCACUACGUCUGGGCGAUACCUCUGAAAAUCACCGCCAUUAUUUUUCUUCUGUACCUGAAACUAGGCAUUAGCGCGAUUAUAGGAUCAAUUUGCUGCAUAUUGAUUGUCACACCGAUGCAGCUUAUUCUCGGCAAACAAAUGUCCGUAAAUUCCACGUGCAUAACGGAGAAGAGCGACGCGCGCCUUCGUCUGGUCAAUGAAAUUCUUCAAGGAAUGCGACUCAUUAAGCUACGAGCCUGGGAGAAUGUCUUCGAGGAUCGUAUACGCAAAGCUCGGGAUGAGGAAUUAAAGCUGUUGGACAAGAAUUCUAUAUAUUGCACACUUAUCGACUUCGUGACGCACGCUUCCUCGAUUCUGGUGACCCUCUUCACAUUCGGAAUUUAUUUCUGGCUGGAGGAACGAAAUCUCGACGCGGGAAACGUUUUUGCCAGUCUCGCGCUCUUUUCGCAGAUGGCGGUGCCGCUUUUCAUCUUUCCGACGAUAGUGCCGAUUAUUAUCAACGCCAUGGUCUCUACGACGAGACUAGAGGAUUUUCUACGGAUUCCGGAGGUGAUGAAUAUUCUUCCCGAGCCACCUAAUCAAAGAUCGAGUGUUAUCGAGGAAAGAUUUUCAAAGAAUAAUUUGUACAUCGAGAACGAGGCAAAUAAGAUGGCCAGCGUCACAACAUGCGGAUCGCUCGACGAUAUUGUAGAAAGCGAAGAAGAUCGGCAGCCGAGUGUUUCACAGGAGUUCUAUUUAACUAUAGACUCCUCGAUCGACACGGUGUUUGAGCGAGAUCCGAAGGUACCGGACUCUGUCGUCAAGAUUACACCGAGUAUCUUUACUUGGGGAUCCGAUGACAACACAUUAGUGGUCGACACCCUCAACUUCCCACGUGGACAAUUGACAUUAAUAGUGGGAAAAACCGGAAGCGGCAAGACAUCCUUGCUGCAGGCUCUCUUGGGAGAGAUUCAGCGGAUAAGCGGGAGCGUUGAGUGGACCAAGGGUCUGAAGAUCGCCUACGUGGCUCAACGGCCGUGGCUCUUGAACAGCACUCUGAAGGACAAUAUUCUCUUCGGCUCGACGUAUUGCUCGCAAAGAUACCUCAACGUGCUGCGUGCGUGUGCCCUUCAGCCAGACGUGGACAUACUUCCCGGUCGGGACCUCACCAGGAUAGGCGAGAGGGGUAUCAAUCUGAGCGGUGGGCAGAAGCAGAGGGUCACCAUAGCGCGAGCCAUUUACAAUGACGCCGAUGUGCUCCUCCUAGACGACCCAUUGUCGGCGUUAGAUCAACACGUCGGACAACAUAUCUUUGAUAAUGGCGUGAGAAAAUCCCUGCUGAGGAGCGGUCGGACGGUGAUUAUGGUCACUCACAGACUGGAGUUGUUAUCUACCGCUCAUCAGGUGAUCGUUAUGGACGGCUGUCGAGUUCGCGCGGUCGGAACAAAGUCCAGCAUCGAGGACGCGGAUCCUGAAUUGGCGGCCGAGUGGCGAGUCGCGGCUUCGAGAGAGCAGGACGACGGUGGCUCUCAGAGGACUGCCAGAGACAGAUGGUCCUUGAUCAGGCUGGUGUCUAGGAUUGGAUUCAACGUGAAAGACAGACAUGCCAGCGAUGGGUCAUGGAACGUCGAUCGCGAUGCCCAUGUGAAUCCGCCAGUGUUUGUUCCUUUAAGACUGCGUCGAACGACUUUGGGAUCGAGAUAUUUGGCUUGCGAUCUCACAGAUCUUCCAGUGUCGACGGAAGAAUGGAGCAUCGGCAGAAAACGAUCAAAAACAUGUCGCGACACCGUCAGAUCGACGAGCCUUCAACCUCAAAGACGACCACCGCCGGUCCUUCGACAGAGCAGCACGCCGACGAUUCUCGAGAACCGAUAUGUGGCGCCGAGAAAAAGAAACAACACAUACGACAACGGGCAGCACAACAGCGUGCUGAAACAGCUCUUCUCCACGAGGGUCAUUGUACAACCAGAAGACACGACGAUAAACAGAGACAAAAGCGUCUUACGAAAACUAGUGCCUGGUUCGAACAAAAUACAUCAGCAUCAGGAACACGAUCACCUCCCGGCGAAACUAUUGUUGUGGAGGAAAUCACAAAACUCUGACGACAUAAAUGAAGUGGAAGAAGUAUUCGAUGACGAGGACGUAGACGAGCAGAAUAGAUUUGAAGCCGACGAUAAAAGCGGACUCGUCACUGCGAUGAUCUGGAUAGAAUAUUUUCGGGCCGGUGGAUGGCUAUCAGGAAACGCUUACAUCAUAACAGCCUUGGCCUGCCAACUUCUCCGCGUGUGCAUGGAUCUCUGGCUGAGUCAAUGGACAGAUCAAAAUACUCAUUGGUCGAUCAACGAAUACGAGGAUACAGUUUCCUAUUUCAAAAUAUACGUUAUCAUUUCCGUGGGCUCCAUUUUUGCGUCGCUUCUGUUCAAUAUAACGAGUCAAUGGGCAGGUGCCAGAGCGAGACGAAGAUUACAUCGGGAGGCCGUGUCCGGGCUUCUCGGCGCGCCUAUUUCGUUCUUCGACUGUAAUCCCGUCGGCAAGAUUCUGAACAGGUUCAGCGCUGACAUAGGUGUGAUAGACAAGAAAUUAUCCACGUCGAUCAAGAGGCUGACAUUCUUCGUGCUGCUCUGCAGCUCGUCGAUAAUUGUCAACGUUGCCAUCUCGCUGUGGUUCUUCUUCGCCGCCUUCCUAACCAUUUGCGCUUACUAUAUAUUGCAAAAAUUCUACAGACAGAGCGCCAGACAAUUGCAACGACUGGAUGGCAGUACGAGAGGACCGGUGGCUGCGCACUUUUCAGAAACUCUGUCGGGACUUCCGACAUUGAGAGCGUUCAAGCAAGAAGACCGCUUCAUGGAGGAGGCGAUGAAGCGCCUCGACGCGAAUACCAACGCGUUCCUUAUCUUGCACACCAGCGACAGGUGGCUGGGCAUCGCGUUGGAUUAUCUGGGCGCUGUUAUCGUGGUGACAGCCAUUUUCGCGGCCUUACAUUCCGCGGAAUUGUACCCGAGCCGCGUGACACCCGCCUUAGUGGGUCUGGCGAUCAACUAUACUCUCGUAGUACCGAUAUACCUGAACUGGGUGGUCAAGUUUACAGCGAACAUCGAGAUGUAUAUGGGCAGCGUGGCUCGAAUAUCCGCGUACAGGAACACGCAACCGGAGAACUAUCACGAAAACGGUUUAGGUGUGCCUGAUAAUUGGCCCAACAAAGGAAAUAUCUUUUUCGACAAUGUUUCCUUAAACUACGACGUGGACAGAGAUCCCGUGAUCGCAAAUUUAACUUUAAGGAUACCAGCUGGACAAAAGUUAGGCAUUUGCGGAAGAACCGGAAGUGGAAAAUCAUCGACCGUGGCGGCUCUCUUCCAGCUGAUCGAAAUCAGUCAAGGCCGCAUUUCGAUAGACGGGAUCGACAUCCGGCAGGUACCUCUUCGUACAUUGCGAUCACGAUUGUUGGCCAUACCGCAAGACGCAAUAAUGUUCAGCGGCACGAUUAGAGAAAACUUGGACCCACUUUCGGAACACGAGGACCAGGAAAUUUGGCAAGCCUUGGAGCUUUCUCAAAUGAAGGAAAUCAUAGCCUCGCAUCCUGAUGGACUAAAUUUUGAGGUUCGAGAGGGCGGUGAGAAUUUCUCAACCGGUCAGCUUCAGCUUCUGUGCAUGGCACGUGCUGUCCUUCAGCGAUCGAGUAUCGUCGUAUUGGACGAAGCGACCAGCGCGCUCGAUGUAGCCACAGAAAAGUCUCUUUUACAAGCGGUAGCAGUUGCCUUUGCCGAUAAAACUGUGAUCACUAUCGCGCAUCGAGCGAUGGCUUUAUUAGACUGCGAUCGUAUUGUCGUUUUCGAGGAAGGUAAAAUUGUCGAGGAAGGUUCACCGGCAAAUUUAAUGCAACGGCAGGAUGGAAUUUUCGUCACAAUGAUGAAUGCGAUCGAACGAAACGGCGGGCAACGAUGACUGCGAAAGAAAAGAGAGCAGAAAAGCGAGUAAUUGUGUAUAUAUAAUCGCCACUGAUUGAUAAACAUUUAAGUCAACUAUAGACGAGCCAUAUUCACGACGAAAUUCUGCUCAUAAAUUGAUAUAGCUUGUAAUACAGAAAACAUUUGAACCUUUAUAGAUAUAUAGAUAUAUGCCUAUAUCUAUAAACAUAAUUUUUUUUUAUUUCUUAUAAACGAAAUUUCGCGUUGUAAAUUCUAUCGUGAAUUGUGGGUCAUCUUUAGAGUGAAAAUUCCAAGACUGCUCUAUGAUCUUAAUAUUUUUUCGCAAUUAUUUUUUUAUCAAACAUUAACAUUUUAGUAUCAACAAAGCUUUAUUUUUUAUACUGAUUGAAAGUGCGCGUAAUUAAUAGCU